This is a messenger RNA of Microsporum canis CBS 113480, 954 nucleotides long. RefSeq names its product NAD-dependent 15-hydroxyprostaglandin dehydrogenase. Gene Ontology annotation, cellular component: cytoplasm. The record is from RefSeq and is a predicted model, not a curated record. Gene Ontology annotation, molecular function: oxidoreductase activity, acting on the CH-OH group of donors, NAD or NADP as acceptor. The transcript has 3 exons. NCBI's taxonomy places the organism in Eukaryota, Fungi, Ascomycota, Eurotiomycetes, Onygenales, Arthrodermataceae. Bases 1 to 954 code for a protein of 317 amino acids.
AUGGAGAGACCUGUCAAAGGCAAGACGGCAAUCGUCACUGGUGCCGGAUCUGGAAUUAACCUGUGCUUUGCCAGGUUACUGUUGGAGAAUGGCUGCAACUGUGUGUUUGCAGACCUUGCAUUACGGCCAGAGGCACAGGAGCUGGUUGAUAAGUAUUCAGCAUCAACGCCUCGAGCUGUUUUCCAGAGGACAGACGUGACCGAUUGGCUGCAGCUCGAGCGGAUGUUCGACGUGGCAGAGAAAGAAUUUGGAGACGUAGACGUGGUCUGCCCUGGAGCAGGUGUUUUCGAGCCAACAUUUUCCAGCUUCUGGUACCCCCCCGGAUCGGUCGAGAGUCGAGAUUCCCUGUCUGGUUCACGAUACGCCCAGGUCGACAUCAACAUCGUCCAUCCGAUCCGCACCACCCAGCUAGCCGUAUCCAAGUUUGCCAGCGCCAAAGGGCCGAAAUCGAUAGUCCACACCUCUAGCGUGGCCGGCCAGUUGUCUACUUUUAGCGCUCCCAUCUACGCAGCAUCAAAACAUGCCAUCAACGGGUUUGUUCGUUCACUCUCGAAAUUAGACAAGAUCGGAAUACGGGUCACGGCAGUGGCCCCGGGCCUGAUCAAGACACCACUCUGGACCGACAACCCAGACAAGCUGCGCAUGGUCGACGAGAGUAACAGCGAAUGGGUUACGCCCAAGCAGGUGGCAACUGUGAUGCUUGCCUUGGUUCAGCAGGAUGAAAUCAGCGAGUCGAGUCUGGGCAUCCCGACUGAAGGAGAUGCCCCCAUCAAGAUCAAAGGCGGCACCAUCGUCGAAGUGUCCAAGUCAGUGCGAAGGGUGGCCAUGUUCAAUGACCCAGGGCCGCUGGGAAGGCCAGGAAACGCUGUUGGAGACUUGACCCAGGUAGACGACGGGUUUCUGGCCGCGGUGCAGUCCGGAUCCUGGGGGAAGCCUGCAUCAUCCAACCUCUAG